AUGACUUCUGGAGACUUAAGCUCAAUUCAAGUAAAGGCUCAAAUUCAGCAACAUUUGGUUGAAUCUGGUAACUAUGAAUUAAUCUCAAACAAUUUGAGCCAAAGACUCUUGCAGGAAGGCUGGACCGACCAGGUCAAAAGGCUGGCCCAAGAGGAAAUCAACAAUGAUUCAAAAGCUACGUUUACUCAGAUUUUGUCGAAAGUCGAGCCCAAAGCAAGCGAACUUGUCUCUGAAUCCACGAAACAAGAGAUCCUCGCAAAAAUAGAAGGGUUUCUGGCAGAAAUCGUCGACACUGAAUAA
This is a messenger RNA of Lachancea sp. 'fantastica', 300 nucleotides long. Lineage: Eukaryota; Fungi; Ascomycota; Saccharomycetes; Saccharomycetales; Saccharomycetaceae. The record is from the annotation of a GenBank genome assembly.